Messenger RNA from Penicillium brevicompactum, 1284 nucleotides. Its product is annotated as tRNA methyltransferase TRM7. Bases 1 to 1284 code for a protein of 427 amino acids. The transcript has a single exon. The record is from RefSeq and is a predicted model, not a curated record. Gene Ontology annotation, cellular component: cytoplasm. NCBI's taxonomy places the organism in Eukaryota, Fungi, Ascomycota, Eurotiomycetes, Eurotiales, Aspergillaceae. Gene Ontology annotation, biological process: tRNA methylation; cytoplasmic translation. Gene Ontology annotation, molecular function: tRNA methyltransferase activity.
AUGGGUAAAUCCUCGAAAGACAAGCGAGAUGCUUACUACCGCCUCGCCAAGGAACAAAAUUGGCGCGCCCGCUCCGCCUUUAAGCUUAUCCAGAUCGACGAGCGAUUCGACCUAUUCGAGCACGAGAACCCGGACAAUGUCACAAGAGUCGUGGACCUGUGCGCUGCACCCGGAAGUUGGAGUCAAGUCCUCAGCCGGGUGUUGAUUAAGGGCGAGAGCUUCGGGCGGAGAGCAUGGCUCGAGAAAAAGAGCAAAGAACAAGAAGGCUUGGAAAAGAUGCAGACAGCCAAUGACGAUAAAAUGGACUGCGAUGAGCCUACAUCAAGUGCUGAAUUGAAACCCCGGAAGAACGUCAAAAUUGUCUCGAUCGAUCUGCAACCUAUGGCUCCCCUCGAAGGCAUCACAACCCUCAAAGCCGACAUCACACACCCUUCUACGAUCCCUCUCCUCCUGCGCGCUCUAGACCCCGAAGCAUACGAGCAACCCGCUGUUCCCUCCGAUUCUCCUUCUCCUGCCCCAGAGGCUAUCCGGGAGCCUCACCCUGUUGACUUGGUAAUCUCCGACGGUGCCCCGGAUGUGACAGGCCUCCACGACCUAGACAUCUACAUUCAAUCACAACUUCUGUACGCCGCGCUCAACUUGGCAAUGGGUGUAUUGCGCCCGGGUGGCAAGUUUGUCGCUAAGAUUUUCCGCGGUCGCGACGUGGAUCUCCUAUAUGCUCAGCUGCGCACUGUCUUCGAGCGCGUCAGCGUCGCAAAGCCACGAAGCAGUCGCGCCAGUAGUCUGGAGGCAUUCAUUGUCUGCGAGGGCUUCAUCCCACCCGUCAGUGACAGUGGGGUCGUUGGCAUGGCCGCUUUGAAAAACCCGCUCUUUGGCGGUGCCGCGGCCCCAGUGCCAGUGUCAGAAGAUGGCAAUGUUGGUGUUGAGGUUCGUGAGGAAAUUGAUCAGACUUCGGAAGUUCGCACCACCACGACCAUUUCAACGGAGAAAACCACGCCCAAUCAUUCCACUGAAGUUCGUCAUCUCCAGACGACGACUUCAACCCAAGACCAGCCGCAAAAAUUGACUAACAAAUUCGCUGUUGAGAACCGAUGGAUUCCGUCGUUCAUUGCCUGUGGUGAUCUUUCGGCUUGGGACUCUGAUGCCACGUACACUCUGCCCCCUGACUACGUCAAUCUGGAUCCCAUCCAACCACCCACUGCGCCGCCAUAUCGGCAAGCAUUGGAGCUGAGGAAGCUGAAGGGUGGCGCAUACGGAAAGACCAAGUUUGGCCCUCGGCCGUGA